AUGGCUGCCAUGUGCGAUGAAACCAUGUCAAUCUCAACGACCAUACCAAUGUCAAAAUAUCAAUACGGUGGUGGUCGGGAUUUGAUCGUCACCACCCCCCCACCGUCGCGGCUCGGUUGUCGUGACAGCGUCUCCUCCUGUGAUUCCGCGCGAGUAAACAACUCAUCACCGUCAACAUUAUGGUCGCCGUCGCCAUCUCCGCCCUUUCCACCCUCACCACCCCAAAGUAUCAACACGAACAUCGUCAAGGUUAAGAGCAGCCGCCAUCGCGCAUCGUCACAGAGGGAAGCCAAUCGAUCUAAACAAUUCACAACCCGCCUGCAGCGUAGUGCCAGCGCAAGCCUUAAGCCAGCCGCCUCAACUGGUACAAGCGGUGAGAUCUUGCCAGGGCGCCGCAGAGGCCGUUUCCAGAAUCGAAAUACCGCCAGCCUCCCCGUGGGUCACGGAUUGAAAUCCAUCGAACCGCCGCAUGAGCAGGCCCUGUCGAAGAUGGCCUUUGCGGAGCAGCAGAAAUGGAUUACCGUCCAGCAGAAGACCUUCACAAAAUGGUUGAACACAAAGAUUGAAGCUCGAGAGUUAUCUGUUGUAGAUCUUGUGAAGGAUCUCAGUGAUGGGGUUAUCCUUAUUCAUCUUCUCGAAUGUCUUUCCAAUGAAUCCCUCGGUCGAUAUGCGGCGAAGCCCAAACUCCGAGUACAGCGGUUCGAAAAUGCCAACUUAUCUUUAGACUUUAUUAAGUCGCGCGGGAUACAAAUGACGAAUAUCGGAGCCGAAGAUGUCGUAGACGGCAAUCGAAAGAUUAUUUUAGGUCUGAUAUGGACCUUGAUUCUGCGGUUUACCAUCUCGGAUAUUAAUGAAGAAGGAAUGACGGCAAAGGAAGGCCUGUUACUUUGGUGCCAAAGGAAAACGGCCUGCUACGAUGAAGUUGAUGUGCGAAAUUUCACCGACAGCUGGAACGAUGGCCUGGCCUUUUGCGCACUGCUGGAUAUUCAUCGACCAGACCUGAUUGACUAUGAUUCCUUAGAUAAGGACGAUCAUCGGGGCAACAUGCAAUUGGCGUUUGAGAUUGCUCACAAGGAAAUUGGGAUCCCCGACCUCUUGGAUGUGGAGGAUGUGUGCGAUGUCGCAAAACCAGAUGAGAGGAGUCUGAUGACAUACAUCGCCUAUUGGUUCCAUGCUUUCUCACAAAUGGAGAAGGUCGAGAAUGCCGGAAGGCGGGUCGAGAAAUUCGUGAACAAUAUGCAGGGUGCCUGGGAAAUGCAGAGCAGCUAUGAGAGAAGGAUGAGGCAGUUGCUAAAUAAUAUCAGGGAUCAAGGCCUGCAAUGGCAGCAAGCAGCAUUUGAGGGAUCAUACGCCGAUGCGAAACGGCAAGCAACAGAAUUCAGCGCUUACAAAAGGGGCGAAAAAAGAGAAUGGGUUGCGGAGAAGAGCGACCUAGUUGCGCUAUUGGGCAACAUCAAAACAAAAAUGAGCACAUAUAGGUUGAGGGCAUACGAGCCACCGCCAGAGUUGGGACUAAGCGUGGUGGAACAGGAAUGGGCCGCUUUGAUGAAGUCCGAAAUGGCAAGAGGCCAGCUCAUUAACGAAACGAUAAGAGACAUUAAGAAUGCUCUGCGUAAAUCCUUCGCAGACAAAGCGAAUGAUUUCGCUCUUGCACUAAACACCAUGCAACUUGCUAUAUCGGGACUGGAGGGGGACGUUGAGGAUCAGCUACAACAUGUCAGGCGGCUGAACGAGAAUUUGACGCCAUUAAACCAGUACCUAGAAACUAUUGCGGUGGUUGAUCAAAAAUGCGAGGAGGCAAAUAUUGAGGAGAACGACUUCACAACUUACACAUACGACGAGCUUUGCUAUGAACUUAGCUUGGUCAAGAAUUCGGUCUCAAAGAAGCUGGCCUUCUUGGAUAAUCAAGUAGUGGCACGCAAUAUGACAAAUUUAACGCCAAUUCAGCUAGAGGAGUUCGAAAGUGUCUUCCGCCACUUCGAUCGAGAUGCCACUAAUAGCCUUCAAGAACUCGAGUUCAGUGCUGCUCUAGCAUCGCUUGGGCUUGUCUUUAGCGAGAACGAAAUGCACGAAUAUUUCCUUGAGACCUCUAACGGCAGGGACUAUGUCACUUUUGAGCAAUUCAUUAGAUUCAUGGUCGAUGUUACUGAGGAUCAGAACACUGCAGAACAGGUCUUCCAGAGUUUCCGAGAAGUUGCUGACGGAAAGCCAUAUAUUACGGAAAUGGAUCUUCGACAUAGUCUUGUGCCUGAUGAUGUUAUCGAAAAGCUCACCAUGAUCGUACCUUUACAUAAGGGACCAGAUCUGCAGGAAGACCGAGGAAUGCCACAAUACAACUACGUCAGCUUCAUGGACAAAUUGAUUAGUGACCCGAGUGACGAGUUGGGAGAGUCUUUUGCUUUAACAGAUAUUUCCAACGGUCGGAGUCCAGAGCGGUCCGACUCGCCUACUAAGACAAAGGAAUGCUAUUAA
Venustampulla echinocandica is the source of this 2472-nucleotide messenger RNA. Its product is annotated as Calponin-homology, CH-domain-containing protein. Gene Ontology annotation, cellular component: cell projection; plasma membrane; cell junction. Gene Ontology annotation, molecular function: calcium ion binding; actin lateral binding. Gene Ontology annotation, biological process: actin filament bundle assembly; actin cytoskeleton organization. The transcript is spliced from 4 exons. The record is from RefSeq and is a predicted model, not a curated record. Lineage: Eukaryota; Fungi; Ascomycota; Leotiomycetes; Helotiales; Pleuroascaceae. The coding region runs from base 1 to 2472 and encodes 823 amino acids.